Perkinsus marinus ATCC 50983 is the source of this 480-nucleotide messenger RNA. RefSeq names its product ran binding protein, putative. Lineage: Eukaryota; Perkinsozoa; Perkinsida; Perkinsidae. The record is from RefSeq and is a predicted model, not a curated record. Bases 1 to 480 code for a protein of 159 amino acids. The transcript has 5 exons.
AUGAACCCACAGGGCGUGUCUUGUCCCCCACCGCCGGGCUAUACUCACGCUCAAGUACAGCAGAUGCUGCAGGCACAGCAGCAGGUGAAGAAAGCACCUUCGGGUCGGCCGAAUGACUGGCAGUGCCCUAAUGUAACAUGUCGACAUUGGAACUAUGAAAAACGAACGAGGUGCAACAGGUGUGAUACACCAAAACCGGUCGUACAGCCGGAAACACCGAGUCUUGGUGGCCCUCCUGGACUGUUCAAGAAAGGUGAUUGGGUGUGUACGGGAUGUGGCAAUGUGAACUGGGACUGGCGAGAGAGAUGCAAUAUGUGCAACUCGUUGCAACCGCAACUGCAAGAGAGUCGGGAGGGCCAGAGUGGAGGCCAUUACGAUAGGCAGGAUCCCACAGACCGAGAGAGGCAUGACUCUGAUAACGAGUCGUUGGAUGAGUUCGGGCGGAAGAAAAAGAAGAGCAAGCAUAAGAGGCAUAGGUAA